Molecule: messenger RNA, 2418 nt
Organism: Amborella trichopoda
Lineage: Eukaryota; Viridiplantae; Streptophyta; Magnoliopsida; Amborellales; Amborellaceae
Source: RefSeq, a predicted model, not a curated record
UUAGUGUAAACUUCUCUUGAUAUUACCCAAAACACAUGGGUGUCAUUGCAUACAGUUGGAGUAGUAUACAACGAGGCUGUUUAUAUUUAGUACGAAGUUGUUUGUAACUAUAAAUCUUAAGACAAUCGGAUGUCUAAACAUUUCCAAUUACUUUGAGCCAUUUAUCGGCCGAUAUCCAAGCAGUUUCUUUCCCAAACGAUGCGGACUAUCUCCUUUCCCUUUCCUCCGCAGCUGGAGGAUCUUCCCUCUCUCACUCACUAUCGAAAAUAUCCUUCCCUCCAUCCCCAAUUUUGAAAUAUUUAUUUCCCCCCUUCUCUAAUUCUUGUAUCUAAGCAAGCUCUCUCUCUUUCUGCAAAUCCAUGGCGGAUAUCGAAGCCCCUUCCUUUUCACUAUGCGAAUCCGUGGCGGAUUUCGAAGCCCCUUCGUUUUCACUAGGCAUUGAAUUGGACGCUGGUGAUCUUCCAUCCUCAGCAAGACGGGACCCAGAAGCUACACCUCAAACCCUAAUUGCAAGCUCCCUCACCUAUGAAGCCAAAGAAUUUGAACCUGAACUCAUCAUUUCAUCACCUGAUUCCCCAAAACAGUUUCGGAGCAAUGAAGCUGAGGUUUUUUAUCCAAAACGCCCCAAUUCAUCGCUGGAUUUGGUGAAAGAGUUGCAGAGCUCGGAACCUGAACCUGCGGUCCAUGUUCUGAACAGACUGAGACGAGGUCCUUCUCAGAGUGCUUCUAAGGUCAAGUGCAAACUGUCCCGUGACAAUGAGGAUGAUAUCGAGGAUAUCUCUUCAGAAGAGGAUUACCCUAACGCAGAUGACUAUCCAUCAACGCAAAAUCAUUUUGCAUGUAGCAGUUCAAGACUUUCACUCCAUGGACGUGGUGUUCUUACCUCACAAUUAACAAAUGACAGAAGAUCUGAGAAACCGUCAGUGGCCUCUGAUGCCUCUUUGCUUUCAAGUUUUGAUGGAAACAGUAAUAAGAAGGCAUUUCCAAGAAUUACCAUCAGUCCUAUAAGAAAAUUCCAGUUAUUGGAUUCAGAUUCAGAUGAUCCUUCUUCAAGUAAGGAUGUUCCUACAUCUGUUAAAAAGGUUGCUUCAGCUCAGGUGAAGGUUUCCCACUCUGUGCUUGAGAUUCACGAACAGAAGGGUGGAAAGAACUUGAAGAUACCUCAAUCACAGUCUUUAUGGAAAGAUUUUAGUGCAAAAGAAAGUGUGAAGUUGAAAACUCCGGCUUUGGACGAGUUUUGCAAGGAAUACUUCAGCACUGUCAAUGCUAGAAAUCCUGUUCAAUGUCAAAGGGAAGAUUCAAAUUCCAGCACUUCCAAGUUGUUUGUUUCAGACUCUUGUUUGAUUGAUGGCUUCGAUCAUAUUCAGGAAAAUGCUGCCCAUAAAAUCGUCCAUCGGCAUGAUAACGUAGGAGAUCCACUGCCUCCUGCUUAUGGAUACUUUUAUCAUGAUGAUCAAAGGAUAAGGGACUUAGUGCGGAGGCGUUUACCCUACUUUUGUCCUCUUGGUGCUGCCAACUUUGGGGGAAACUGCCGCUCUGAUGAAGUUCUCAUUGAUUACAUGAGUCAAUUUGGCCAAAGAGGUGGUCAAAAUCAGCCGCGUAGUACUUUGAAUGAGGGAAAUGAGGGCAGCUCUAAGAAGAAACGAAAAACUCAAAGCAAGGGAAAAGCUAAAAGGGCACCUCAAACUUCGGAUGGUUGGGUAAAUCCGAAAAGCGAAGUUAAUCCCCCGAAGGAUGCUGGAAAAAGGCGAGUUUCUGCAGAUGGGGUUUCUUCUGGCCAUUGGUAUACCGGUGAAGAUGGUAGAAAGGUUUAUGUCACGAAAAAUGGACAAGAACUGACAGGCCAAACUGCUUAUAGGCAUUACAGGAAAGAGAGCGGGAUGGGAUAUAAGAGGAAGAAGAAACCUGUAGCUAAGAAGAAAAUGAGGUGAUCAUUGUGCCUAUGUUGAAGGCUCUUCAGAAAGAGGUUUUGUGCCUGACAUGAGUUUCAGACAGAGAAGAUGAAACAUGUGUCUAAGAUCUCCAGGUCAUCAGUUAAAAGUUCUUUGGAAGGAGGUAUGCCUGAUUUCGGUCUGUUGAUUUUGCUGACUCUCGAGUCCUAGGUUCGCCCCAUAAUUCAAUGGGAAUUUCUCGUGUUCUAAGAAAAGAAUUGUUUUGCAGAGUGGCCUUUGGGCCUGGUGGUCGAGUUGCAGGGUUCCACAGGCCCACAACAUGAUGUAUAGAGAAAAAAAAAAAAAAAAAGCGAAAUUGUUUCGUUUUAUGCACUACAAAUUAUGUAAAGUUUUAGGGUUGUUCUUUAGGGGAAGGGUUGGUAAAUGGUGGGAUCAAACCACGGCUUUUAUAUUGGCCUCAAAGACCUAAACAACAAUCGAUGAGCUAUGCAGUAUCCAUGUAAAAUUUAGGAGUGAAAUUUGUCCA